AUCGAUUUAUAUUUUCUAUUUACCUAUGUAUUUUCUCUCAUUUCAUUCGUUCAUUUCCUAGGUUUCAUUUUGAGAGAAUUCGUUUAGGGGUGACCGUGCGAAUCUAAUAAUUUUACAUAUAUAGUGAAAUUUGAGCCAAAGUAAUUGGUUUUAGUGUAAUACAUUUGAUUACUAGAUUAUAAUGAGACGUGUCAAUCGAAAUGGCAGAGGUGGCGGCGGCGGCGGCGGCAGCAGCAAUGGUCCGCUGCUAACGGAACAUUUGCGUGACUUAGACCUGGAGCUGGAGCUGCUCAAGAGAAAGCGUGAGAUGAUAGAAAAGCAACAAAAUUUGCUCAACCAGCAACAAGCUUUUAACAGAGUGAGCUAUAAUUAUGACCAGCCUCAAUCGUUCAGGAAUCAUCAGCCCUUCGAUGAUGGAUCACAAUUUUCUGGUGCAAAUCAUGCUUUUUCGAGUUCCAGCCGUGACUACUCGAAUUGCAAUCGUGAUUUCUCCCAACUAUACGACGAGCCGCAACAAUCUCACAGCCAUUUCCGGCAGUCUGCUAAAAAACGCCUAGGCGAUUACGUGUGGUCCGAUCCACCGAGUAAUCAGGGCUUCUAUGAACCGCCGGCUAAGAAACCGUACUCUCAGCCAAGGAAAUAUAACUCUGGUCAGAAUUCUAGGUCCAAAUAUGUGCCUCCGUCCGAACGUCCUGGGUUUGCACCCAAAAAGCAAAACGGCAGACCAGCGCCCAGCCAACGGUUCAGGGAGGGGCCCCAGAGACAUAGACCUAAUGAUUUCAAGCCGACCAAAGUGACCAAGCCUAAUAGACCGGUCAAUGUGCAACCAUUGAUCCCAAACCCCGUCAAACAUAUGACCCCUAGAGUGAAUGAGGGCUCUCCGAUUCUGCUCGCCGACCACGUCCCGUCUCAGCAGACAGUCGGACGGCUGGAGUUGGCUCUAGGGGAAAUUUUGAAGGUUGUCAAGGAUAAGUACGGCAAGGAGCCGGCCUACGCUCACUGUUUUGCCGAGACCGGCUCCUGCAGAGGAAUGAAACAGUUGAUUCGCGAGCGCAUCCGAGAGACCAUGCUCGGCAAGCCAGUCGGCAACGUAGCCCAAAUCAUGCAGGUAUACCGCGCUGUGUACCCUCUCAAUACAGAUAAGGAUAUCAUUGAAGCCGGCAUUCAGAAGAAAGAUAAGAAAAAAGCCACCGAAUUCAAUAUGUCUACAGGAAACAAUAUAAUGAAUCCAUUCCAAUUCUUCAAGAGGAAUUAUAAUAGACUAUUGUCAGUUUCACUGAAUAAAAUGUUUGCCAAGCUUGAAGCUCUGGCAAAAGAAGAGAGUGAAUUGCUAUUGAAAUCAGAAAAUGAAGGAAAAGACAAAACUGAAACUUCUACUGGAGAUGUUGGCAUGAAUAAUACUGAUACUGAGACGUCUAAAGAUUGUAUGGUAAAAAACGAUGUCGCUGAAAACCCUGAAGAAAAUACGGAAAAUGUUGCAAACAAUUCAGAAAAGCCCGUCGAGAACGCAGAAAAACCAGCAGAAGAUACAGAAAAGCCAGCAGAAGAUGCACAGAAGCCAGCAGCAGAUCCAGGAGGAGAAAAUGAUAAGCCAGUGGGUACUGAAAACCCGAAACAUAAUGUUGAAGAAUUGGAAGCAGACAAGGCGUUACGUCAGAGAUAUGAAGUCAUGCUCGAUCAGGUCAUACUCAAACGCAUGUCCAUGUGGCUGCCCAGAAUGAAAGUGCAAAUAAUGAGAGUUUUGUCUCACGACAUUACUUUUGAGAGGGCCAAACAGGCCAUAAUUAAGGAAACCAAUGUGCGUCUGUCUUUGGCCAAUGAACCUAUUGAACCCGGCUCGGAGAUAAGCAAACUUGAGGAUGCAAUAAUGAAUAAGAAACCUCAUAAACUGGAUUACCAUGUAAAGAUCCAAGGUCGGCCCACUCUUCCCAAGAAGAGUGUAAUGACGGAAUUCCUUGCGCAGUUCAACCCUAAGCUGGUGAAGAAGAUAAAGAACGUGCGCAAUUUGCUGUAUGUUGGAUUCGACAAUAAGAGCGACUUUGAUAGAAUGGUGGCCGCGAAUGGAACUUUUAUCGGAAACGAAAAGAUCAUAGUCAAGAUCAGCCAAUGGGUGACAAGCAGCGCUUUGAACACUCCUAGCGAAAACACAAGUGCUCCUAACACUUCAGACAUCACAGAUGAAGAUGUCACUAUGAGAGAUGCUAGCAAGGAAAACAAUGAAGUAUUAAAUGAUACACUUAAUAACCAAAUAGAUGAGUUGUUAACAUCUAUUAGGAAUGAAGAGUUAGAAAAUGUUGCAAGUAAUGGAGCUGUUGAUGAAGACAAUGGAGAUGUCCAAGCCGUGAUAGAUGAUAAGAAUAAAGAAAAAACUGAAGAAAACACUCAAAGUGAUGAUGUUGAAUUGAUUGAAGCUGAAGAGGAAGUGAUCGAUUUGGAUGGUCAGAAUGAGAACGGAAAUGGAGAGACUAUUCAAGAGAAAGAAAAGACUAAUGUUGACAAUACUGAGGCUGAAGCAAAGGACACAGUUGAGGAAUUAAUAACCAAGGAAACUGGGAGAGCGACGCCUACUAGAGCUUCGGCCAGAUUGGCCACGACUAGCACGCCUAGUUCAGUUAGGACUAGACGGGCAAGUAAACUGGCGCAAAAUUGAUCUAUUUAAUUUUAAACCUAGCUUUCUUUACGAUACUGGUGACUAAAUACAAUUUCAUGCAUAAACGUCCAGUUAUGACGUGAAUCUGAGUGCUUAGUGUGGGUUUGCAUUUCACUUCUCACCGUCGAGUCGAUUUGAAGUGAGACGCGGCGAACCAAUCACAUUGCGUUGUGGUUGUCCUUGCGUCACAAUGGCGCUAUGUGAUUGGAUCGCGAUUCGGCUCGAUGGUUACAUAGCAAGGUAAAUAGCAAGUCACACUACACACACUGCUUACGAUGCUUGUGAUGUGCAAAUAUUUUAAUGACGUCAAUUUCACGUGUAAACGCCGAUUUAUGAUUUGAAAUCGUAAACUUGGUGUUAAAAUCACGGAACUAACUCUCAUGACUAUAGUUUCGUAAUGAAUAUUAAACUUUAUGGACUCAUUUUUAAUGGACAUAAACUACAAGAGUAGAUUUUUUCUUUCAAUAAUAACUAUUGAUUUAUUUGUUUAGUAUUAUAAAUGUGGUGUGUAUACACCACAAUAAACCUACAUUAUAUUGUAAUUUAGAUAUGUAAUAAAAUGUCUUAAGUAAA
Messenger RNA from Plodia interpunctella (Indianmeal moth), 3223 nucleotides. RefSeq lists its product as uncharacterized. The coding region runs from base 182 to 2650 and encodes 822 amino acids. NCBI's taxonomy places the organism in Eukaryota, Metazoa, Arthropoda, Insecta, Lepidoptera, Pyralidae. The transcript has 8 exons. The record is from RefSeq and is a predicted model, not a curated record.